Molecule: messenger RNA, 609 nt
Organism: Toxotes jaculatrix (banded archerfish)
Lineage: Eukaryota; Metazoa; Chordata; Actinopteri; Toxotidae
Product: putative nuclease HARBI1
Exons: 4
Coding region: 1-609 (202 amino acids)
Source: RefSeq, a predicted model, not a curated record
AUGGGAUUAUUUCCCAAUGUGAUUGGCUGCAUUGAUGGCACCCACAUUCCUAUCACUGCUCCUUCAGAAAAUGAAGGAGAUUAUGUGAAUAGGAAGUCCUUCCAUAGCAUCAAUGUGCAGAUCAUUUGUGAUGCAGCACACAUUAUCACAAAUGUGGAAGCCAAGUGGCCCGGGUCUGUGCAUGACUCCCGCAUAUAUAGAGAGUCUACAAUAAGCAAUAGACUGGAACGUGGAGAGAUUCAUGGCUUCCUUCUGGGUGACAGGGGUUACCCCUGCCAACGAAAUCUUAUAACCCCUUACCCAGACCCUCAACCAGGACCCCAGCAGCACUUCAAUGUGGCACACUGCAGGACGAGAGCCAGGGUAGAGAUGACUAUAGGCCUGUUGAAAGCCCGUUUCCAGUGCUUACGUCAUCUCAGAGUAACCCCUGAGAGAGCCUGUGACAUAAUUGUGGCAUGUGUUAUUCUCCAUAACAUUGCAACUAUUAGAGGAGAGCAACACCCUGCCCUACAAAUAGAAGACACUGAGGAGGACCCCAUCCAGCUCCCAGAAAAUCAGGAUGGAAGGGCAAUCAGAGAUCUGAUCUGCAACAACCAUUUUCCAUGUUAA